Molecule: messenger RNA, 1938 nt
Organism: Talaromyces rugulosus
Lineage: Eukaryota; Fungi; Ascomycota; Eurotiomycetes; Eurotiales; Trichocomaceae
Exons: 1
Coding region: 1-1938 (645 amino acids)
Source: RefSeq, a predicted model, not a curated record
AUGGCCCCGUCUACACGUACGAGGCGCCACCGGACGGCAAAGGAGGACAGUACCUUGAAAUCCGUGGCCUUCUUCAAUACGUUGUCCUGGACAGGAGGCGAGGAUGCCGAUGAGAGGACAAAAGACCGAGAACGGCAGCAUGCCGAUUCCGCUUCACCCAACAGGAACUCGUUAGACAGUCUACGGCCUGGCAAUUAUUUUGAGGCUCCCGAGUCACCGGUCACAGAAACUCGACAAUCGUCGCGUCACAAUCUGGAUUCGCCUUCCAAACAACUUGCAAUGGAGGAAGAGUCGAUUAGCGAUGACAUUGUCGUCGACGGAUCAGAAGGGGAGGAAGAAGAAGAAGAAGAAGAAGAUGAUGAUGAUGAUGAACAAGAACAAGAACAAGAAGAAAACGACGAUUUCGCACUGAAAAAGGAACCUGUCGAUGAAAAUGAGGAUGACGGCGAAGCAGAUGAUGGGGAAGAGGAGAACGAGGCCGACCAAGGCAGUUCUUCUAGUAGCGACAGCUCGAUUUCCGAAUCGGCAGGGAAUGAUCACCGCGGGACGCUCGCACCAGUAGUAGCGAUGCCUCCCUUAAAAUACUUGGAGAAGGACCUUUUAAGCGAAUCGAGUGAAGCCGAUUGCACACCUCAAGGCACGGAUAAUCCUGAUGAGAAAGAUGGUAGUAAAUCUGACGACAACGAAGAAAACUUAGUCGAAGAAUCUCAGAGGUCAGAGGAAAAUGAGCCCCAGAGUGGCUCUGAAUAUAAUGAUUCUGAAAGUGAUCAAUCGGGCAGCGAACAGGAGGAAAGAUUCGAGACGCCUCCCCAGCAACUGCGAAACAAUCGCCCUGGUUCUGAAAAUCAAAACGAUACCCUAAGACGAGGUUCCCGGACUACAACUGUGGCAUCACCUAAGAAUCUCAAAAGAACACAAAGACUUAGCUUAAAUGAGCGAGCUUCGAAGAGCCCACGGGUAGAUGUUCGAACUAGCCAUUCUGCCUCUGCCGACCCCUCUAAUUCGCCUGUACAAGGGUAUGUUGAGUGGGAGUAUGAUAUGGAAGCCGAAAACCAACCUCAACACGAUACCACAGUGGAUGCUGAUGACCAAUUGUUCGAGGAAGCUACCCAGGUAAUGGGCCUUGAACGAAGCUGGAAGCGCCUGGUGAGCGGAUGUCACGAGCUCCGAACCAGAGACUCCCAUAUACGGCCAAUUUUCCACGGAAUUGAAAGCCUUCGAGGACACAUUUUUAAUAUGCAGGAAUUGUACAAGCAGAUGCAAGAAGACCGACGUACUGGAGCAAUCUCCGUCGAUUUAAAGGACGAUCUACAAAAACACGCGGAUUUCGUGCGCGACAAGUCCAUUGCGAUUCUCACAAAGCUAGUGAAACGGGCCAAUACUGCCAAGGAGGCUGAUAAUUGGGAUAUGAAAGAUGAAGCCUCGACAUUGGCUGAGGUAAUCGUAUUGGACGUGGUUCCUGAGCUUGGUGAUCUGGCGAAAGAGUGUCUGAAGGCCUACUACUCCGAAUCCACUCUCGUCGAGGGAGGUUUUGUUGCUGUACUUGAGAUUUUUGACAUGAUGCGACUACUCGACGGCAAGAUUUUCUCAUUGAAAAGCUGUUACCGCAUCAACAUUCUCGAUUAUGGGCGGGACAUUCGAGCAGCGCUUAGCAACCUCUGGAAGAGGUUAAACCAAGGCGAGUUUUACGCUAGACAGCAGAAACGCCGACAACCGGCUCCAAAACAGCGUCCGUGGACGGAAGACGAAGAAGCUGCCGUCAUCGAGGGCCUGAAACUGUACGAAGGCGAGGAGCAACGCUUCCAGUACCUGGCGGAAGACUAUGCCGCCGAGCUAGGUGGUCGAAGUGAAAACGAAAUUCGGAAGAAAGCCAGAGAGCUGUACGAUGACUACCUCCAGGCCAAAAAUGUAUCGUUGACAUGGCUGCUGGAGGACUAA